CCCACCGGAGGUCUUUUGUUUCGGCCGAAUGGAACGGAGAAGGCAUCAAAAUUGCGGUCUCUACUCGAUGUAACCAGGUUUUUAAUCCAAAAAUUAGAAACAGCUGCGGUCAUUUAUAUAGCAAGCUUUGGGGUAUUACUGUGCUGCUUCUGGACAAUGGGAACCGAACCGCUGAGUCAAAUGAGGAAUUGCGCCUGGUUUGCUUUGUAUUUGGCCUUAAUGCUGCUUGUUGGCAAUCGGGCUUUGGCAGAGACAAGAUACUCUGUUGCAGAAGAGGUGAAGGAUGGCACCGUUGUGGGGAAUGUUGCGAAGGAUCUCGGCCUUGACAUCAAUUUUCUGACGGCCCGUCGGUUCCGUGUGGUGUCUGAAAAGGACGGUGCGUUCUUUGAUGUGAACCAGGACAACGGGGACCUUUAUGUUGUUCGGAAAAUCGACCGAGAGGAGCUUUGUGAGGGAAGUGGCGCAUGCUUAAUGGAGCUGAAGAUCAUCGCAGAAAACCCCUUAGAAAUACAUUACGUGGUUGUUGAAAUUAAGGAUGUGAAUGAUCACGCCCCGGUCUUUCCUGAAAAGGAGCAGAGGUUUGAGAUAUUUGAACAAACACUGCCAGGAAGGCGACUUCAGCUGCACGCUGCCCGUGAUCCCGAUGCUGGCUCUAACUCAAUACGUACGUACACCUUAACCGCAAAUGAGCAUUUUGAAAUAGACAUUCGUCUAAGUGAUGAAGAUAAAAUACCAUUUCUUGUGCUAAAAAAAUCCCUAGACAGGGAACAAAAAAGUAUGCAUUUGCUUCAAUUAACAGCUGCAGAUGGAGGCAAACCUCCAAGAGCUGGGACGUUAAAUAUUUCAAUUAUUGUUCUCGACAGUAAUGAUAAUCGUCCAAAAUUUAGUAUGGAAACUUAUGAAGUUGAAAUUGAAGAAAAUAUCCCAGUUGGAACGUCAGUGUUCAGAAUAAACGCAACUGAUCCAGAUGAAGGCAGUAAUAGUCAAAUUCAAUACCGCCUUGGAACAACACUCAAGAAAAAAGUCUAUGAUAUUUUUGAACUGGAUAAAAUAACUGGUGAGAUCAGAAUUAAAGGUGCUGUUGACUAUGAGGAAAAUGAUGUUUAUAAGUUGGAUAUUGAAGCGUCAGAUAAAGGUACACCUCCAUUAACAGGCGAGUGUAGGGUUAUUGUAAAAAUAAAAGAUGUGAAUGAUAACCCACCUGAAAUUGAUAUUACAUCACUUUCAAAUACUGUGUCUGAAGACUCAAAGCCUGGCACGGUGAUUUCUCUCAUUAGUGUGAAAGAUAAAGAUUCAGGCCUCAAUGGGAAAUUAAUUUCAAGCAUCAUUUCAGACGUUCCUUUUGAACUGAAGCCUUCUUAUAAGGAGAACACAUAUUCAAUUGUAACAAAGGGUUAUUUGGACCGAGAAGCGAUUUCUCAUUAUGUUAUAACUAUAAAAGCAACUGACUGUGGUGACCCACCGUUAUCAACUGUAAAAACACUUAACAUUCAAGUAACAGACGUAAAUGACAAUAAACCUAAUUUCUACCAAAAUCCGAUAAAUAUUUACCUGCCAGAAAACAAUGUGCCCGGAAAGUCGAUAUUCAGUGUGAGCGCUGCUGACAACGACUUGAGUGAAAAUGCAGCAAUUUCUUAUAAUAUUGCAAGAGAUGGUAAUCAGAAUGGUAUCACAUCCUUCCUUAACAUAAAUGUAGAAAAUGGACAGAUAUCAGCGCUGAAAAGUUUAGACUUUGAAACCUUGAAAACUUUUCAGUUCCAAGUUGUGGCCUCAGAUUCUGGGACUCCGUCCCUGAGCAGCAACGUGACAGUGAACGUGUUCAUCCUGGACCAGAACGACAACGCUCCAGUCAUCCUGUAUCCAGUCAGCUCCAACGGUUCUGCUGAAGGUGUGGAGGAGAUUCCCCGCAAUGUGAACGCAGGACACUUGGUGACCAAAGUCAGAGCCUAUGACGCUGAUAUAGGAUAUAACGGCUGGUUGCUGUUUUCCCUGCAGGAAGUUACUGACCACAGCCUCUUUGGUUUGGACCGCUACACAGGACAGAUCAGAACCCUUCGCUCAUUCACAGAGACAGACGAGGCUGAGCAUAAACUGGUCAUCCUGGUCAAAGACAACGGCAACGUUUCCCUCUCAGCAACAGCUACUGUGAUUGUCAAGCUGGUGGAGCCCAAAGAGGCUUUUGCAGCUUCUGAUGUUAAAAGUGCAGCAAAGGAUGAUGAGGAUACUAAUGUGACUUUUUACCUGAUGAUCACUCUGGGCUCAGUUUCAGUUCUGUUCAUCAUCAGCAUCAUCGUGCUGAUAGCAAUGCAGUGCUCCAAAUCCCCAGACUAUACUUCUAAAUAUCUCCAAGAGACUAAUUAUGAUGGGACCCUGUGUCACAGCAUCCAGUACAGAUCUGGAGACAAACGGUACAUGUUGGUUGGACCCAGGAUGAGCAUAGGAUCUACUAUAGUACCUGGAAGUCAUGCAAACACACUAGUGCUCCCUGACAGGAGGAGGACGUCUGAGGAGGUAAGGCUAAUUCAACAUCUAAAUGAAUUGAUCCAAAGGUGA
Messenger RNA from Fundulus heteroclitus (mummichog), 2553 nucleotides. Its product is annotated as protocadherin alpha-8. Gene Ontology annotation, molecular function: calcium ion binding. Lineage: Eukaryota; Metazoa; Chordata; Actinopteri; Cyprinodontiformes; Fundulidae. Gene Ontology annotation, biological process: homophilic cell-cell adhesion. The coding region runs from base 157 to 2553 and encodes 798 amino acids. The transcript has a single exon. Gene Ontology annotation, cellular component: plasma membrane. The record is from RefSeq and is a predicted model, not a curated record.